Eimeria necatrix is the source of this 579-nucleotide messenger RNA. Its product is annotated as TFIIH basal transcription factor complex helicase XPB subunit, putative. The record is from RefSeq and is a predicted model, not a curated record. NCBI's taxonomy places the organism in Eukaryota, Apicomplexa, Conoidasida, Eucoccidiorida, Eimeriidae. Bases 1 to 579 code for a protein of 192 amino acids. The transcript is spliced from 3 exons.
AUGUGCUGCCCCAGGAGUUGGUGCAGCAGAUCGAAAACGUUGCUGCAGCCUUCGGCAAGGUUUGCUGCUGCUGCUGCUGCUGCUGCUGCUGCUGCUGCUGCUGCUGCUGCAGUAGUAGUGGCUGCUGUGAAGCUGGUGCUGAAUGAAAGCCGCUACUUCAUCGAGUCUGCCAGCAAACAUGAGCUGGAUCAUCUUUUGUCGAAUCCGCAGUUUCGCAGUGCCUCUUUGCUGCCGCAGCAGCAGCAGCAGCAGCAGCUCAUGCGUUUGGUGCAGCAGCAGCCUCCAGGAAGUUCCGACUCCGCCGAGCAGCAGCAGCAGCAGCAGCAGCAGCAGCAGCAGCAGGAAAAUAUCUACUUGACGAGCAGCGCGCCCACGCUGGAUGCUUCGCAGCUGGCCUUUGUGACAUCCGAGCCGGAUGAAGCAGCAGCAGCAGACAGCAGCAGCAGCAGCAGCAGCAGCAGCAGCAUGUCAGACGUUAAGACGGAGCCUGGUGCUAAGGGUGGGCAGCAGCAGCAGCAAAAGGGCAACAAUGAACGCCAAGUGACUGCUGCCUCUCCUUCGUGUUUUUUUCCUUUUUAA